This is a messenger RNA of Rhincodon typus (whale shark), 2222 nucleotides long. RefSeq lists its product as uncharacterized. Lineage: Eukaryota; Metazoa; Chordata; Chondrichthyes; Orectolobiformes; Rhincodontidae. Gene Ontology annotation, biological process: response to bacterium. The record is from RefSeq and is a predicted model, not a curated record. The coding region runs from base 266 to 982 and encodes 238 amino acids. The transcript has 7 exons.
UCGCAGGAACUGAAAUCCCACUGCGAGGAAGCAGAGUUAGGAAAGUGAAAAGCAGAAGACCGGUAACAUUUUCAACCUUGCAACCCAAAGCCUUGUGUGAGCUGGGUGGUUUUACUUCCGUCCUCGCUUCCUGACGUCCUAAACUGGGAGCGAGUCCAAGCUGCCUAAUACGGUGUUUUUGCGCGCUCAGACCAGUCGAAUACACUGCAGUCGGAAACCUGCCUUUACCGUCAACACAGCAGUUCGCCGCUGUGGGGAAGUGGCCAUGAAUUUGUGUUCUAUCGCUGCCUUGGCCUUAAUGUCUUUCCUCUGGACCACAGGAGUUCACUCAAAUGAAGAAGUCGUAGUGCAGUCGCCUCUUUCAGCGGAUUUGGUAGAAGGCGAGACCGUGACGCUGCAGUGCAACAUCAAUAGCCCUGGACCCAAAACUUACAAAUGGCUGAAAAAUGAUCUUCCAAUACUUCAAGCCAUCCCAAUGUACGCCGAGAGAGUAACUGACAACCCACUAACGUCUGAUAAUCCAUUGCUGAUUAAUUUGCGGAUCAGGAACCUCACAGAAUGCGAUUCCGGGACAUAUUAUUGCGUCAUACAGAAACUCGGCAACCAGUUUAAGGGCGUAGGGACGAAACUUGGAGUGAGGCGUGUUUCACAAGAAAAGCAAUGUCCCCCCAAUAUCGUACAUAUCGCAGCGGUUACAGCAGUGGUGUUGGUUCUUUGCAUAGCACUGAUUGUAGUGUCUGUACAACUCAGGCAACGAAGUAAAGCCUGCAUUGCUCUUCAGAGGCAGUUUGUUGCAUACAUCACUGAAAAGUCAGCAGAGUCUGUCCCACGAAAACAGAAAGGGAAGCACACUCACCGAGAGGGAAAUACUUCGAGCUCCGGUCAAGAAGGGAAGAAGAAGAAAAGGAAGCCCAAAGAGCAACACAGGAUGGAAAAUGCGGACUACGUCCAUUUUGGGCGAAACCAGGACAUGCAGACCUAACCGCAACGACAGAGUCAAUGUACCACCACGGCUCAAGCAGACAUUAUUUAAGAUCCUCAGCCAUACCACAGUUACUUUCCUGAAGGCUAGAGAUGAUUUUCUUUCUCUGUGUUGUUUUAAUAUUUCGCCUGAUUAGUAUUACGUCAAUAAUGAAUAGACAAAUCACGCCCUAUACCAAGAAUACAAUCCCCCCACCCCCCAAAACAGUAACAAUUGCCAUUUUAAAUUCAUAGUUUACACUGUGUGGGAUGUUGUACAGUGAAAUAGUUACAAGUGGAAAUGAAUUUAUUAUUUUGAUUUCGUCAUGAAGAAUAAUUGACAGGAUGCAAGGCGUCUCUGCUCCCCAUCCAUCUCCUCACACACCACCUUAAGUUCAUAUUUCCCCGAACUCCUAUGCACUGCGAUCACUAUCAGUCUGCAUUGCCUUCAGUAGAGAUCAGAAUCAGGCUGUACCCGAUUCCAUCAGCCCCUUUAAAGGGCGUAUUCGGUUAAAGUCACCCAGGAAUUUGGCGGGCGAGCCUCUACCGACUACUGAUCCUUCAGUUCGCUGCUGUUUUCAGGAGUUCACGCACGCCCACUUUCUGGAAUGUCGAGAGAGAGGCAAUGGAUAAGAGUCAGUCUUCCCCACCUCCCCCGACCCCUCGCCUGAGCUCUUAAGCCAGUUCCGACUGAGCGAGCCCGGAGUUCCCAACCAACAAAUCCAACUUUACCAGCCAACCCCAGCCCCGCAAUUCUCGUGGAAGAUCACCUGACCAAGUACCAACUGGAGUACUCCUUUUACUGGUCAGACUGUGGGAGUCAGCUGGGAUGACGAGGCAGGGAGGAAAGUUCUGGUCACCUCAUCUCAUCUCAUAAAAAACCGAAAGAACUGCGGAUGCUGUAAAUCAGGAACAAAAACAGAAGCUGCUGGAAAGCUCAGCAGGUCUGGCAGCAUCUGUGAAGGAAAAUAAAACAGAGUUAACGUUUCGUAUCCGGUGACUCUUCCUCAGAACAGGCAUGCCUAGAAGAGAUGUGGCAGUGAGUUAAAUACUAAAUAAAAACCGAAAGGAUCUGAGGAAGGGUCACCGGACCCGAAAUGUUAUUUUUUUUCCUUCACAGAUGCUGCCAGACCUGCUGAGCUUUUCCAGCAACUUUACUUUUGCCAUCUCAUCUCAUAUUCAACUAUUUCAGGAGUUCUGCCAAGUCAACUGGGAGAUAACGAGUGGGACCUUGUGAAAUAAAGUGUGUCUUGAUUGUUGAA